AUGCCUGUUGAAAAUGAUAUUUUUUCAAAUAAAACUUCCCUUAAAAAUAUAAAUAAAAAUUUUGUCGAUCUAAUUAAUGUAAUUCAAUCAGUUUAUGAAUCGGUAUUACUAUGUUCUAAAGAAUCAUUUGAAAUAAAGGAAAUAUCAUUUGAAUAUUUACAAGAAUUUAAUGGAUCAAAUCAAAAUCAACAAAUUGAUUUAUUAUCAAUGAUAAAAGAUUUUGAAAAAUUAUGUUUAUUUUUGUCAUUCAAUCCAAUGUCUUACGAAUGUCACUAUUUUAUUGAAGAACUUUAUCAAUUAGCAUUACAUUCAUUAACAGUUAAACAACAUUUAACAUAUUAUUGUGAAGAUAUUCUAUUAAAAUUAUGUAUUUGUUAUGAUGAUGAUCUUCGAUUUGCUUCGUUGAAAAUUAUAAGUUUAUUGAUGAAUGAAAGUCAACCAGUGACAAAAGAGAAAAUUCUUUAUUUAAACCGAAUAUGUUAUGAAUGUCUUUAUGACUUUGAUAUUUAUUAUGAUUAUAUUAAAUCUUGUUCAAUCGAAUCAAGAAUUAUUCAUUUAACAAAACAAGAUUUCAAUGAUUUAAUCAAUAGACAAUGUAUUCGAAAAGAUUUAGAACAUGAAAUAGUUGAAUCGAUUGAAGAAUUAGGCGGUGAUGUUUUCAUUAAAAUGCAUAGAAGCCCAAAAGAUGCUUAUCAAAAUCUAUGUAAAGAAAUUAAUAAUGAUUGGAAUCGAUAUUGGAAUUUAAAACCACACGAAGAUCCUCAAUUAUAUUUUAUGAAAAUUCAAAAUAUUUCUCAAUUAACGUUACUUUUUAAAACAAGUGACCGUCUUCGAGAAGAUUUUCAACAAAUAUCUUCUGAUGGAAAAUUAAUUUUGCGAAAAUGGAUUCAUCAGAUCCCUAAUGAAUAUCGAUGUUUUAUAUGUAAUAGACAAUUAAACGCGCUUUCAGCAUAUAAAUUAAAUCCAUAUUCAAUCAGCGAUGAAAAGCAAUUAGAAGAUUUUAUUAAUUCAAAAUCUUUUCAAGAUAUUAUUUUAAACAUUCCAUAUAGUCAUGCAGUUAUUGAUUGUUUAAUAGAUUCAAUUAAUUAUCAAGUAACUAUUAUCGAAAUAAAUCCAUUUAGUAAAAGAUCAUCAUCAGCGAAAUUUUCAUGGAUCAUUGAUAAAAAUACGUUGUACAAUAAUUAUCUAAUGAAUCAAUCUGUUUUUAUUAAAUUAUAA
Messenger RNA from Rotaria socialis, 1218 nucleotides. Lineage: Eukaryota; Metazoa; Rotifera; Eurotatoria; Philodinida; Philodinidae. The record is from the annotation of a GenBank genome assembly.